AUGGCAUGGAUGGCUUUGGUGACCCUCAUGUCUCCUCACCAACUUUCAGUUGGCGAUUUGGCAUUUCUUUUUACCCGAAACUCCAGGGCAGAUGCGCCAGCUGAGGUCGGGUCCUCUGUCGCCAAGCUACAGGUGCCCCUGAAAUCUCCGCAGGCUGCAUGGAGCGCCGCAGCUUGGGUCCAUCCACUGCCACUGGUGGUGAUGGCUGCUCGUGGACGAGGUGGCGCCGGGAAAGGCACCGGCAAACGGCGCCAGGGCAAAGCAGCUAAGGUGGAGGUGGCCACCAAGGUGCAACUGACUGGGGGCCUACAUCGCAGUCGGUCCAUCAAGGUGCCAGGUGUCUUUCUGCGGCCAAUGAUGUCGCAGGUGCGCGAGGCACUCUUCAACAUGCUUGGAGCCUGUGAUGUGUUCGACAAUGAGACCUCCCGUGUGCUGGAUCUCUUCGCCGGCUCUGGCAUUGUGGGAUUGGAAUCCGCCUCCCGCGGUGCUGGUCAUGUGACGUUUGUGGAUGCUUCGCCAGUUUGUGCGAAGGCCAUUGAAGAGAACUGCAAGGCGCUUGGUGUCGAGGAUAGCACUGCGGUGGCAUGCACCAAAGCAGAGCAGUUCCUGGCCACCCCAGAGAAAUUUGGGGCAGAGCGACCUUUCGGCUUGGUGACGGCGACACCGCCAUAUGAGGAGGUGUCCUACCCAGCUCUGCUGGAUGCUUUGGCCCAGUCGCCGGCAAUCGGCGAGGACACCAUCCUGGUGGUGGAGUACCCCAACGAACAGGAGGAGGGAAUACCUUCAUCCCUAUCGGGUACUCUCCAGGGCCUUAGGCGCAAGGUCUUUGGUCGAACCAUUCUGGUGGUCUACGUAUGUCACCCCACUGGCAAGCCAUUGGGCAUUAGGCCAAAACCGCAGGAGUUCGGACUGAGCUCCACGCCAAUGUUGUGA
Cladocopium goreaui is the source of this 933-nucleotide messenger RNA. The record is from the annotation of a GenBank genome assembly. NCBI's taxonomy places the organism in Eukaryota, Dinophyceae, Suessiales, Symbiodiniaceae.